AUGGAAGACUGUGAUUCUUCCCCGAGAACGAGCGUAUUCGCCGACUUUCCGAAUGAGCUAUGGUUGCGCGUCUUCGAUUUCGCCACCCUCGUCCCAGGAGCUUUGAACUUCGAGUACGAUGACCCAUUCCAACCAUCUGCCGCCUACGAAAACACUCCUUUGAACUUCGGCCCGAAUCGGAGAUCUGCCAGAAGGUCAGCGUUUUCCGCCCAUCCAAACGUACCUCGGAACAGCAACUUGACUCGGAAACCCACCGUGAGGACGGCAAACGCAGUUGGCUUACAGAUCAUGCUCGUCUGCAAACGCUGGCGUGAGCUAUUCGGAACACGAUUGUACCGGCACCUACAUAUCCAAAGUUGUCGCCACUUGGACGAUCUCGCUCACAAGCUAGCACUUCCACCUCAGGACUCGGUCCCGGGGUCAAAUUCGCGAUCUCUGGGAUCGUUCGUCUCACGCUUGGACCUCGUCAUGAAAGACCUACCAUGGCCUGGAGAAGAAUGGGAAGAUGUGCUGUCCGGCAUAGAGAAACUAUUCGAGCACCUCCCAAAUCUCAAAAUCCUCGAGAUUUCCAUGCGUUGGGAGAUAAUUCCGGACCCGUUCAAUGAUGAUCAUCCGUCACAUUGGAUGCGUCGUCCGCUCGAAUUUUGGGAGAGAAUCGGUUCUACCUGCGGACACACAUUGCGUCGAUUCGAAUGCAUCCCCGGAAGGUCCAACAUCUUUCGACUGGACAACGUCGAUGCCCGCGAUUUCUUUCGGAUAUUUCCACACAUACGAACGAUUGGACCCGCAGACGGUGACAUCUCAUUGGCCGAACCGAAGACCAGACGCUUUCUUGAACUGCAGGGCCCCCUGAUCACGACCGUCUAUCUCACCGGUAGCAUAGUCCUGUCUGCCCGGGACCCUCCCUUAUCUUCCCUUCAGGUGCUCGGCCAGUACUGUCCGCUCCUUUCACGCCUUAUUAUAACCACUGGAGACACGUUCACCUUACUCUACGAACCCGACGCCUUGAAUUAUAAUCGGCUCUGUAUUAUCCGCCAUUUUCCAACGACCGUCACGCAUCUUGCCAUACGGUACGACGAGCCCCAGGGCAGGAUAGAACUCGGGCAGGUCGUGUGUUGGCUCGCCGCUCCCGAAAUCCAGAGCACGUCCAUUCGGCUCGUGCGGCUCUUAAAGAACGAGGUCGAGGAUUAUCGAACCGUCAUCGGGCUCGAUGGACUGCCAAUCUCCUCCCCACCGGAGCCGUGGCCUGAGGAGAUCUCACCCGAAGAACUCGACUCUGACGAGAAGUUGUUCGCAGAUUCGCCGGAGGACUUGUUUGCGAGGGUGAGAGGGGUUCCUCGUCGUAGAUUCGUCGGGGCGUUGCGUCGUCUGAGAGCGUUUGGCAUUCGAGUGGAGCAUGCGGACGGACGCGAGGUGGAAGAGCUGGACUAUUGA
Messenger RNA from Stereum hirsutum FP-91666 SS1, 1434 nucleotides. RefSeq lists its product as uncharacterized. Lineage: Eukaryota; Fungi; Basidiomycota; Agaricomycetes; Russulales; Stereaceae. Bases 1 to 1434 code for a protein of 477 amino acids. The record is from RefSeq and is a predicted model, not a curated record. The transcript has 3 exons.